AUCCCCCCACUGCCUCACAACCUCUUUGGUAAACAGAAAGAAAACAAACACAUCUUUUAAAAAAUGGUUCCUAAUACCACUCAGUUGCAGUCGUCGGUCCUGUUCAAAAAUCAAAGCUUUCGCAAUGCUGUUACCUACUCUGGGUAUCUUUGUAGUUUCCGUGAUCGACCUCUCUACCCUUCCUUCUCCAUUCAGCCUACCACCUUCUCAAAAUAUGAUAUGAAUAUACCUGCAUAUCUUAAGAAUCUAGGAUGGGAUUCUCUGAUUAAAGUGACGCCUGAGUUGCUGGCGUCAGUCUUGGAACUCCCUCAUGGUGGGAUUCAGGCUGGAACAGACAGGGAGUUCUAUCAGUCUGGCUUCCGGUUCGAUCACGCACUUGAAUCCCUGGUUCGUGACAUAGGCCGCUGGUUUCCAUCCAAACUCGCCGCUGGCAGGUUGCCAGAUGAUCUCAAGGUGGUGUUCUUCUUUCUCGCGCGCUGGUUCCUGCCUCGUGAUCUUACCAACACUAAUCUCCUCCAUUCUCCUGACCUCUGGGUUCUUUUUAAUGCGAGUGCUGGUUGUCGCAUUAGUUAUGCCUCUCUCAUGUUCCAGCACAUGAUAAAUUUUGGGCGUGAAUACUACAGUGGUCCAUUGCCAUUUGGCCCUCAAAUCACGCAUUUUAUAUAUCGUUUGGGCAUUGACUUACGUGAUAAAGUUAUUGUCUGUGAUGUUGUGGAUGAUUUGCGUCCUCAGCACGUCCUUGCUCGUCUCGAUGCAUUGGUUGGUCCCCGUAAGCCUGUCACUAGCUUAGGGGGAGUGAACAGUCAUCAACAGAUUGCUACCUCGGCUCUUGUUAAUGUAGCUGCUGCAGCAUUUAAACAAGAUGCUACUACCAAGAGUGGUCCAAAGAGGAAGCUAAUGCUUGAAACGGAUUUGAUGUUACCAAAGUUUGUAUAUGAGUCUAAUCAGAUCAGUGAUCUGAUUACUCUAGAUUCAGACUCUAGUGAUGAGGAUAGGGUUUUAGGAUAUGCAUCACCUCCUAACUAUCCGUUUUAAGAAGUGAUCUGAAGGCAUAGUUGAGCCUUAGGACAUUAUCUUAUGGUCUUUUGAGUUGUUUGUCGAGUCGAGGAUUUCUGUCUUUGGGGGUUUUUGUCUUUGGAUAUUGUUUUGAAAGAAGAAUAAAUGAAUGAAUAAAUG
This is a messenger RNA of Linum trigynum, 1176 nucleotides long. The record is from the annotation of a GenBank genome assembly. NCBI's taxonomy places the organism in Eukaryota, Viridiplantae, Streptophyta, Magnoliopsida, Malpighiales, Linaceae.